This is a messenger RNA of Phlebotomus argentipes, 1409 nucleotides long. RefSeq lists its product as uncharacterized. The transcript has 4 exons. NCBI's taxonomy places the organism in Eukaryota, Metazoa, Arthropoda, Insecta, Diptera, Psychodidae. The record is from RefSeq and is a predicted model, not a curated record. The coding region runs from base 1 to 1368 and encodes 455 amino acids.
AUGCUGUCGAAAUUGUGCAAAAAUCCAACAAAUUCGUCACAAAAUGCCCGUUUCGUGCCGGAUCUGGUGAGAUGUUGCCCAGAAGUGUGUAACAGCCCGAAUUCUGCGUCUGAUGUUUACGAAGAGAUUGAGGAUGUGCGCGAGAGAGUGUCUCAGCUUCCGUGUUUCGUCGCGGGUGCGCCAAAGCCGCCCAGGCAUCCAGUAGCGCCCCGCCGAGAGGUCAUGGGCCAGAACGUCAGUCUCCGUCGGCCCCGAAUAUCCCUCACGUGGGUCCUGCGCGAUCACCAAACGCCCCCAGUGGCGCCCUCAUCGGAGCAUCGACCCGGAAAACAGCUGCAACACCGGAAGAAAUCACGCGGAGAACGUUUGUUCAGCGAGAGCGACCACAAGACCUGCCCAGAGUCAGAUAGGAAUUCGCUAAGUGGCAACAGCAAGUCCAGUUUGAUCGCCAAUGAGCGACUUCUCGAGGGUGGGCUUAAGAAUACUCGAUCAGAGCCGAGUCUCUUUGCUCCGAGUCAAGCGAAUCGGCGGCAUAGACACAGGAAGAGACGUGAGAGGAAUCGCUGUCCACGCUUCGGAUACGAGAUUACAAAUGUCGAUGAUUUUCUUUCUAAGUGUUCUCUAUCAUCGCCUGGGAACAUCCCAGUGGUGCUGUCUGAGGCCAGCACGUUGUACCAGACCCGAUCUGGUGGUUAUCAGCUUGAGAUUCCUCUUCCUCUUGGCAUGGUAGUCAAUGCCGUGUUCAAGAACCAAAGUUGGCUCUACGUUCAGACACCGCAUGCAGAAGAAGGAUACGUUAACUAUGCCUCUUGCCUUCCUCUCGGCAUCCUUCCAGCGGUUAGGACCUCAAAGCCACCGGCUUGUUGGGAGACGAACGGCGAUAUUUUCCCGAAGCCUAGCGGAGGAAAUAUGACGGACAGCGAGAAGGAGCUUCAAAUGCGCGGCACGCGUUCUGAGGGUGCACGGACGCCGCGUUCGAAGCGUUCGAAGUCUUGCGGGGAGAAACAAGUGGAUGCACUCUUCCUACGGGCAACUAGUCAGCCGAAACUCUACGAGAAGCCCGCUCCAGUGAAGAUUACAUGCAUUCCAAAGCCUAACAUCCACGAUGAAUAUGUCUCGCUGCUGCCUAAGCCUCGUCGUGCACCUCUGGCCAUCAAGUCGCCUCUUCUGCUCCGGGAAACUUUGUUGGCGGUACGCGAGAACUAUAUGUCCGAGUCGGUGAACGUUCGGAAAGGAGAUGUGGUGACGCUAUUGGCGUGCAAGGAGUACAGAGACAAGAACUCCUGCCGACAGUGGUUCUUCGUGAAGACCAGGGACGGGGGCGAGGGCUACAUUCCCGCCGAAGUGGCUGGGCAUGGGUUUUUGUGAGUGAAAGACUGACAUUGUAUUACCUUAUCAUGUAAUCCCGU